CGGUAAAUCGUCAUUUCAAGUGCAUGCAUUGACAAAAAUCUCGCCAGUUUCGGGAAUUUGAAGACUGGAAUGUUCUUCCUCUGGUUUUGAUUCUCCCGCUGCAGAACCUGGUUUUGCUCUUACUGCAUAUCCAGGUCAGAGAACGAAAAGUAGCUUGAUUUCCAAGGAAUAUAUUAACCAUCCUUCUGAAUCUACAUUCAUCUACUCUCUGAAAUUGUUCGCGGAGGAAGUGGUACUUACAGUUUAACGAAAUGCCUUCGAAUCACUUGCUUCUUGAGGAGCCGAUUAGGAUGGCUUCCAUUUUGGAGCCUUCAAAGGAUAGCGUCUUGCCGACAAUGACGAAGAUUGUUGGUACUUUGGGCCCUAAGUCCCGAUCUGUCGAAGUUAUUUCUGCCUGUCUAAGGGCUGGAAUGUCUGUUGCUCGGUUCGACUUUUCAUGGGGCAGUCCUGAUUACCAUCAAGAAACUUUGGACAAUUUGAAGGCGGCUGUUAAGAACACCAACAAACUUUGCGCUGUUAUGCUGGAUACAGUGGGUCCUGAGAUCCUGGUUGUAAACAGAAAUGAGAAAUCUAUCUCUCUUAAGGAAGAUGAGUUGGUUGUUUUGACACCCAAUCAAGAAAUAGAGGCGUCUUCGGAGCUGCUGCCUAUAAGUUAUGAUGGACUUUCAAAGGUCGUUAAGAAAGGAGACACCCUUUUUCUUGGUCAGUACCUCUUCACUGGAAGUGAAACAACUUCUGUCUGGCUGGAGGUCUCCGAAGUGAAAGGAGAUGAUGUUCUUUGCUUGGUAAAGAACUCUGCCAAGUUGGUUGGAACAAUGUACACUUUGCAUGCAGCUGAAAUUCGCAUUGAUCUUCCAACACUUACUGACAAAGAUAAGGAGAUUAUAGCUACGUGGGGAGUAAAAAACAAGAUUGACUUCCUCUCUCUCUCACAUGCUAGACAAGCGGAGGAUGUUCGCCAAGCUCGACAAUUUCUUUCUAAGCUAGGCAACCUUAGCCAAACUCAAAUCUUUGCGAAGAUUGAAAGCGUUGAGGGAUUAACCCAUUUUGAUGAGAUUCUACAAGAAGCAGAUGGUAUUAUCCUUGCUCGUGGCAAUUUGGGGUUAGAUCUUCCUCCUGAGAAGGUAUUCUUGUUUCAGAAAACUGCCCUUCAUAGAUGUAAUAUGGCUGGAAAGCCCGCUGUUUUGACUCGUGUGGUAGACAGCAUGACUAGCAACUUGAGACCUACACGUGCAGAAGCUACUGAUGUUGCCAAUGCUGUACUUGAUGGAAGUGAUGCAAUUCUUCUUGGGGCUGAGACAUUGCGUGGAUUUUAUCCAGUAGAAACCAUUUCAACUGUUCGUAGAAUAUGCGCUGAGGCAGAGAAGGUUUUCAAUCAAGACUUUUAUUUCAAGAAGGCAGUCAAGCAUACCGGGGAGCCAAUGUCACACUUAGAAUCUAUUGCCUCCUCAGCUGUUAGGGCAGCCAUUAAAGUGAAGGCUUCCGUGAUUAUAUGCUUUACUUCAACUGGAAGGGCUGCAAGAUUAAUUGCGAAGUACAGGCCAACGAUGCCCGUUAUAUCUGUUGUCAUUCCAAGGCUGCAAACAAAUCAAUUAAAGUGGAGUCUGAGUGGGGCAUUUGAGGCUCGACAAUCAUUAAUAAGCAGAGGUCUUUUCCCUGUGCUCGCCGAUCCUCAACACCUAGCGGACUCUAACAAUGCAACAAAUGAGUCAGUUCUGAAGGCUGCUCUAGAUCAUGGAAAGUUAGCAGGAAUCAUUAAGGCACAUGACCGCGUAGUGGUUUGCCAGAAAGUUGGUGAUGCAUCAGUAGUAAAGAUUAUCGAGCUUGAAGAUUGAAAUGGCACCUCGGCCGCUUGAGCCUUGGGAGGACCACUCUCCCCCCUCCCCCCCCCCCCCCAAUUUUUGAAGAGCUUCUGUCAUCAGCCAUGACAUAUACACAUAUAUGUGACUCUUGAUGCACCCUUUUUAUCUUCUCUGAAGUACUGAUAUAUAUUUAUGUGAAACCUCCAUGGAUUUUUGAAAUUUAAGCUUUCGAAUUGAGUUCUUAAUGGUGAUGAUCAUCACUGAUUUCUUGAGUGAAA
Messenger RNA from Cucurbita moschata (crookneck pumpkin), 2080 nucleotides. RefSeq names its product pyruvate kinase 2, cytosolic-like. Gene Ontology annotation, molecular function: potassium ion binding; pyruvate kinase activity; magnesium ion binding. Bases 252 to 1835 code for a protein of 527 amino acids. Gene Ontology annotation, cellular component: cytoplasm. Gene Ontology annotation, biological process: glycolytic process. NCBI's taxonomy places the organism in Eukaryota, Viridiplantae, Streptophyta, Magnoliopsida, Cucurbitales, Cucurbitaceae. The transcript has 17 exons. The record is from RefSeq and is a predicted model, not a curated record.